AUGUGGUUUUUUGUAAUCUUUGCAUUAGGGUAUUGUUAGGAUUGUCCGAGUGUUUUUUACCUUGGAAAUCUGUAUAAAUAAGCGAAUCUAUUUGUAUAUUCUAGUGGUUACAAAUAAAUCAUAACUUCUGUUUAGAAUGCAAUUGUUUAUCUUUAAGCAGAGUCAGGAACAUUACGAUCGAUUAAGUUAAGUAAGUAAAUAUUAGUAAACAGCUGACGGUUAGAGUGUUACAUAUUUGGAGACAGAGAGCUCAAAUAUAUUUGUGGGCUAGAAUAACGAAUUGCUUGUAUAUAGUUUAGAUGAAGAUAAUCCAGUUAAGGCUUCUUUAAAUUUUGUGGGGAGCGUGCAAUCAACAUAUACAAUGAAUUCUUUGAUAGGUGUUGGAACUAAUCAGAACGAAGUUAUACUCUGGGAUUACCAAAGCAACUCUGUUUUGGGUAAAGCAAAAUGUAUGAUAUUCUAUAUAUUAGAACUUUAGCUUUGGUUUUGUAGAAUAUAUUAAUAAAUUAUCAGAUUCUUGUUGACCAAGCAUAUGAUACUCUAAUUGCAGGCACUAAUGCUGGUGGCUAGACUUACUUAGAAUACUAUACAUAAAAUAUGUAAUUCCUGCUAGAAAGCUUCGCCAUCGAUUAAUUUACUCUGUAUUAAAUUUCAACAAAGACUGUCAGCGAUAAUGAGUUCACCAUCAACUUAUAUACUGUAUUUGCUUAAACUCUGACUAUCAACUUGGUGGAUAAAAAGUCUUCAACAAUUACAUUGACUUCCUAGCAAGUUAAUUUAUAGUUAACUCCUAUAGAGAUGUAUUUGGUCGAAGAUUACAUUAUCUUUUUUUCAAGCACUUGCUAAUAUCAGAAAUAUGACAUCAAAUCAAAUAGUGUUGGAAAUCUGAAUUCUUGGAAUUCGAAUUGUCCAAACAACAUUAAGCAACUUUAAUUUAGUAUUGAAGACCAACUCAUUAUAUUACUAUUGAAUAACCCUUAAGACAGAGAUGAAAUGAUCUAAAUUUAUCAAUUAGAUACUAAUUUAAUUGGCACUUAAAUUAGAUCAUUUUACUAUUUGUAAGAUAGCAUUAGUUAAUCAUUUAUCCUGCAAUCUAAAUACAUUGUUGAAGUUGGCAAAACUAGUAGUGAUAUUUACAUCUAUAAUCAAUGGUACUAGCUACAAUAAAUUAUAACUGUUAACAAUAACAAUAACUAUGCAAUCCAAAUCAUACAAUAGGAUUUGAUCCUAAUACUAUAUUAAAAUGGAUUGGUAGUCACUCUCUCAUAAACAUCUUAGACCUGCUAAUUUACUUAAUAUUAAUGUUACAGUUAUAGCCUCUAAUCGCAAUUCUAAUUUUCAACUGUUGCUACAUACACUACUUAAUUAGUCUCUUAAUUUCAAUAUAAUAAUAUUAUUUAUGUCAUUUAUGCCUUAAACAAUAAUAUAUACUGUUAUAGUUUCUAGAGUGGUGCAUUUAGUUUAACCCCUACAAAUUAGCAGACCUUAACAAGCAAUGUGCUCUAAAUCCUUACAUCAACUAAUUCUAUUUACUUUUUAUUAAGUGAUAACACUCUCUAUUAAUGCUAAUUUAGUGUUGCUACAACUAAUACGAAUCUUCAAUCUUAGUAUUAAUAUACAAUUUCAAAUGUCAACUAUGUAACCUAAAAUUCUUAAGUUCAGAUUGCAACUAAUGGAUAAUAGAUAGUCAUUAUAUAAAUCAGUAAUCAAUAAGUAAAGUAGAUUUCAAGUAUAUUAUUAUAUUUAUUUACAAGAUAUUGGAGUGUCAUUUAAACAAAUUUAGAUUUAUUCAGAUCUUCUCAUACUUUUAGAAUAGAAUUCUUAUAGGCUUUCAUUAUUUUCAAUCUAUAAUUUAUUGGCGGAUGAUAAUACUGCUGCAUUCAUCCUAGAUACCUCUUACUUCAGUGAAUUAUUUGUAUUGAAUCAAAACUUCCUUCUAAUUUAGUUUUAAUAUUGUGUGAUGUCUAUUCAAAUUACAGAUUAUUUUUAGCCUCCCAAUUCUAUAUGCAAUUUUAAUUAAGUCUAUAGCAGUAAUAGUCAGAAUUACAUUAAUACAGAGAUCUCCUUGACUAAUUUUUAUAUUUUGUACCAAACAAUAGAAUAAUUAGAGGGUCUGAGUGGAUUUGUAUAAAUAAAUAAACAGAAUAUAAUAUGGAAUAGAAUCAUUAUUGAUUAAUCAAUAAAUAAGUUAGUAAGUCUAGAAAUAAAAGGAUCCUCUCCUACCUAAUCUAGUUUAAUUAUUGCAUAAGAAAUUAAAAAUUUCUAACAGAUAACCUUACAAGAUCUGACAUUAAUCUUACCAUAAUAGAUACUCACAUUAUCGAAAAUGAUAUCAGCUACUGUGGAUAAUUGUUAGCUUGUAUUUAAUAAUAAUUUCUACUAUUAUUUUCAAUUGAAACAAAUUACGAAUUUUCAGUUAUUUACAAUAUCAAUGAGCAAUUAAGAUAUGGCCAAACCAUUCAUUCAAGCAUCCUCUGUAGAUACUAUUUAACUUAUAGAUAUAGAAAUCACAUAAACUAAAUUAUAAUAGCUUGUCUAAAUUGAUACAGCAACCUUUUUAUAUAUUCAGAAUUUAUAAGUUUAGAACUGUGAAUGCAUCUAAUAACAAUAAUACAAAUAGUUAUUUCAAUAUUUUUCAUUGAAAAUAGAGGCAACCUAAUUCAUAGGAAAUCAAUUGUGCAGUUCGUUAUUUAAUAAUAUAAUCAUUGAUAACAAUGGCUUAUCACAUAUGAUAGUUAUUGAUCUAACUAUUAAAAACAAUAAUAUUUAACAAUAUGGUGGCGCAGCAAUCGUUAAUUAUGUGUAGAGCAGCGUUUUUUAAACGAGUAAUGUGUAUUUAUAAUCUGUAACACUUUAAAACAAUUAGUAUUAAUAAUAAGAUUAGAUAUACGCAUUUCAAUUUUAAAAUGGAGGCACUUUUUAAGGAUAGAAUAUACUAUUUGACAAUAGUUCCAUUCUAAUAUCUUCUUUUAAACAUCUUUAAAUUAAUAAUUUCACCUUUUCAAAUCCCUCCUAACUGAGUAUUAAUAUUGCUGAAAUACCAUAGAUUUCAAUCAGCCUCAUUACUUUCAAUAUUGGAUCGGUUUAUCAGGAUGGGUUUAUUCAAAUAAUAAAUGAAAAGGACUAUGUGUGCACUAAUUUCUAAUGUUAAAUAUAAAUAUCAAAAGUUGUUAUGAAUUAGAUAACCUUAAUUUCGUAGUCAUUGGCAAACACCUGUUAUGGAUUAAAUAUAUAGUUAAGAUCACAAUUCUAUGUCCAAUUGUCCUAAUUAAAUUUCACAAAUUUAAAUUUGCAGGCUGCUGAUUCCAAUUUUAUUGUUUCAUCAACUGCACUGUUCUUUCAAGGAUUUUAAUCUUAAUUAUUGAUUUCAACUUCAAAUUUUCAAUAAAUUCAAUAUAGUUUGAGCACUAGUGUUCUUAUUUUAAGUGCAUAGGUGAUUACUUUGAAUACAAUUACUGUGAAUUAAAUAAACUUUAUAGGUUCAGUUUAUUAUGGAACUUAAAGUGAAAAAGGUGGCUUUGCAUAGAUAUCAUGUGCUUCUUUGUAUGUAUAAUUCAGUAAAUUCUCUUAUAUCAGCUCUUAUAGCGGAUCAUUGUUUAUUAUAUAAAUGUAUCAUGCUGAUGGUAUUGAUCCAUCCCUUUCUUUUGCUGAUAACACUAUUAGUUAUAUUUAUUCAUUUGGAUAUGGAGCCAUUUACAUUGACAAUGCUGUGGAUUUGACAACAAUAUCAUUUAAAUCAAAUUCUUUUUUAGAAAUAUGCUCUUUGAAAGAUGGAGGUUUAUUAUUUGUUUAAAAAGAGCAGUAAAUAAGUUAUCCACAAUUGAAUAUUUCACAACUAAGUAUAAUCAACAUCGAUGAUGUGUUGCCUUAUCAAUUCAAUCGAACAAUUUACUUUUCUUAAAAUACAUUUUCUAACUUAUACUCCAGCAAUGGAUCAAUCAUAAUAGCUUCAUUAUACAACAUUACAUUUAAGGACAAUUACUUUAAUAGUAAUAAUAUCACAGGCACUCCUUAAAAAUUUAAUUCGAUCUAAAUCACUUAAGGAUCUUUGUUUUUUUUGGAGUAUUGUGUGUUGAUAUUACAGAAUUUUACAAUUACUUAGUUUAAAAAUUUUGCAAAUCAAAAGAAUGAAGGAGAAAUAAUUUAUUCCUUUAAAAGUUGGAUCUAAUUGAAUUUCUGCACUUUUUCAGAUAUAAUUGUCAAAAAUUCUAACUUAUUCUACAUAAAUCUAUCAUAUCUAAAGAGUGAUACCUUGAUAUUAUAGAAUAUUGUAUAGAAUUAAAGUUCAACUGAUAAGAGUUUGGUAGAAAUUUAUGACUCAGCAGUUUAUAUGCUGUUUGCUCAAUUUUAACUUUUGCAAUGCCUCAAUUUUAAAUGUAUAUCUUCUGGUUUCUACAUAAAAACCUCAUAUAGCUAUAUGAUUGGUGGAUCAUGCAUUGAUAGUCGAGGUAAUUAUGGAGGUUGCUUUUAUUUAUCAUUGAAGCAAUAAUGGGCCAUUUUUGAUUCAUUAAUAUUUGAUCAUAAUUAUGUAAAUAGUUCAGGAGGUACAAUCUUAGCUGAUUUGCAGAAUGUAUCUUCAAUGACUAUACUAAAUACUCUAUUUUAGAAUAAUAUCGCAGCUGAUUCAGGAGGAUGCGUGUAUAUCAAUUCAUUCAAACAAUCAUUUGAUAUCAAUCAGAUUUAAGAUAACCCAGUAAUUUAUAUUAACCAAUCCUAAUUUAUUAAUAAUGUUGCUCAGAAAUAUGGAGGAGCCUUAAAGACACUUGUAUUUAAUCCGUUAAUUGAUAAACUCACCACUUUUAUUAACAAUUCUGCAUUUAUAGAAGGGGAUAACAUAAGCUCGUAUCCAUCAGCCUUGUUUCUGACGAGUCCUUUAGAUCCAGAAAUGCCAAAUAAUUACGUUUACAAUGAAUCUUUAGAGCCUGUUUAGGGAUAUUAUUUUAUACCCUAUUCGAAUAAUGGUUAAUAUUUUUUAAAAUACUUCAAAAGUGGGGAUACUGUGUAAUACCCCUUAAGAUUUAUUUUGAAGUCAUCAAAUAAUCAGACUAUGUAUGAUGACUAAGCUUAUUUAAAAAUAUAUCCAUCUGGGUCAGAAAAUUACUCGCUAAGCAUAUCAGAUCCAAGUAGAGGCAAUAAUGAAGUGAGAUUCAAAGAUGGAUUCUUCACUCUUUCAAAUCUAACAGCUAUUGGUAUCCCUGAUACUGAAUAUCCAUUCUACAUAAGUACAGAUUAAAUUAAAUCAUUAUCUAAAUACAAGUACUACUAUGUAAGCAAUUAUAAUUACACAUUCUUUGUGGUAUUCAGAAAAUGCUUAUAUGGUGAAAUUUGGCAAAGCUUUGAUAAUUAUACCGUUUGUUAUUAAUGUCCGCAAGGGUUUUACUCUUUUGACUUACCAACACCGUAAGACAAAGGCCAAUGUUAGGUUUGUCCUCUUGUAAGCAAAUACAGGAUCUAGUGUUUUGGUGGAGCAUAAACAAAUUUGGAACCAGUGUAUUGGAGGGAGAAUAUCACUACCCUAUAAAUAUACAAAUGCGAUCCGGAGUUCAGUGAUUGUGUAGGUGGUAUAACGUAGGAUUAAUGUGGGGAUGGAUAUACAGGUAGAAUGUGUUAGGCUUGUGAUUAUCAGAAUAAUUAUGCAAGGGAUUCAAGAUCAAUUUGUAUUUUAUGCUCUUAAGUUGAUUGGCCAAUUGCAAUCAUUUUGUUAAGUAGUAUAGGAAUCUUCCUUUAUUUCACAAUGUCAAUAUUCUUCUUAGCUCAAGAUGUAGUUAUAUUGUGUGUUUUACCAUGUUUAAAUCAAAUGUUGCCACCUUUAAAGAAAAUUGGAUCCAAUUUAGGGUAAGUCAAAGAUUUGAAUUCAUUAUUGAAGAUAUUCCUUGCUUAUUAUUAAAAGAUUUCAUUAGUUAGCAAAAUAGUCGUAGAUAUCCCAUCUUAGGUUUAAGACACUUCAGACUCUUCUAUCUUUGAUUUCUCUUUAGAAUGCCCAAUGAUAAAUGUAAACGAUUAUGUACCUAUGGUCUAUGUCAACUAUAUCAUUGAGGUUUUAAAGCCUAUAUCAUCUAUGGUAAUCUUCAUGUUCAUAUGGUGGAUUCUGUUUAGAAAUCAAAAGAUUAAAAGAGGAAUCUAUUACACUGCCACUUGGUUGAUCAUUUGGUUAUUUUAUUUGCCUAGCUUUUAUGAGAAAACACUUCAAUUAUUGAAUUGCAAAUCCAUUGGAGAUGGGAGAUAUCUCAAACCAGACUUAAAUUAAGAUUGCUAUGGAACUGAACAUUUCUUCUACACUUUGUUUAUUUCUAUACCAUGUUUAUUGUUUUUUGUUGUUUACGUCCCUGCCAUGCUUCUUUAUAAUAUUAGAAAUGAUAUGAGGAAAAAAGACAAAAGACCAUUAAGAAAAUACAAAUAUUAUUACAUCAAUGGAGAAUUCACUGAAAAAUAUUAUUAUUGGGAAUUUGUUAGACUUUUAGAAAAGAUAUUAAUUCAAACUGCCAUCGAAAUAUUCUUUUAUGACACCACCUACAUGGCUGAGUCAUGUCUAAUUAUUGUUUUGAUGUAUGGAAUUGCUUCAUUUGCCACCUAGCCUUAUGGUUAUAAAAGACAAAACUUUGUCAAUGUAAUAUCCAGUUUCACUGCCUUUGGCACUAUUUACAUUGCAUUAGUCAUUGCAACUCUAAAAAAUCAAAAUACCGAUCCAAAUGCCCCAAUUAUCAUCUUCUUUGAAAUUUUGCUUGCUAUUAUCAAUGUCAUAUAUGCUUUGUGGAUGGCUUGGAAAUUGUUUAUUGUACUUCUGCCUGUCUUAUUUGUCAAUAUUGAAUAAAUUCAAAGAGUACUUUAGAUUAUUAUAUUUAGAAAGUUGCUAAUAUUAGAUGUCUUAGGAAAUUGGCCUUAAAUGAAAGGUUAAGGGCCAAGUUGCUAUUUAAACAAAUUGGCUAGAAAAUCAUUGUCAUUAAUUUAAUCAAAAAACAUGCGAUGAUAAGAUAUUUAAAAAAAGAAUAAAAGGAUCAACAACUAAUGCAAAUUGUAAUUUAUAUAUAUAUAAUAUUCAAAGGAAGAGAAAAUUAGAAAUAGAAAGCAAACUGCUGCAUAGGAUGCCUUAAAUUAUAUCCUAAGGAACAAUCAAGAAUUUGAAUUAAAAUUAAAUGGGAAUAAUUAAGAGUAUGAUAACGAUUAUUAAUUACAAUAUGUCGAGUUAGAAGAGCCUGAAAAAUAAAAUCAAUGAUAUUCUAUUUAUUAUAAUAUUCCUUAUUUAUAUU
Paramecium octaurelia is the source of this 7247-nucleotide messenger RNA. The record is from the annotation of a GenBank genome assembly. Lineage: Eukaryota; Ciliophora; Oligohymenophorea; Peniculida; Parameciidae.